Molecule: messenger RNA, 6513 nt
Organism: Brienomyrus brachyistius
Lineage: Eukaryota; Metazoa; Chordata; Actinopteri; Osteoglossiformes; Mormyridae
Product: protein TANC1-like
Exons: 27
Coding region: 239-5797 (1852 amino acids)
Molecular function (GO): protein binding
Source: RefSeq, a predicted model, not a curated record
GCGGGUGUCGUUAAUCGAUCGCGGCACGCUGGUGCGAUGUGAGCCGUCGCUGGUGCCCGUGGCCUCGGCUCCCCCCGGUAUGACCUCACGGCCGAAAGCGCCGCGAGGGAGGAGCUGAGCGGCGCGCUAGCUCCCGUCCGGCCAUUCAUGUGGAGAUAAGCGCCAGGGAAAAAAACUUUUCAGCCGGCGCUUCAUGACUUAAAACAGGGGAGAGACUGAAGGCUCUAGAGAUCUCAGCAUGUUUAAAGCUGUUCUGAAGAAGAGCCGAGAAGGUGGAAGGGCCAGCAAGAAGGAGCCAGCUGGUGAGUUCUACACCCCAAGCGCCCCGUCCAUGGGUCCAGGCGGGCGGGCUGGCCAUCCCCAGGAGCUGGGAGGGGUCCUUCCCUACACCCCGGAGGAUGUGUUCCGAUUGAGCUUGGCCAAGGGGGUGUCCAUGUCGCUGCCUUCGUCUCCUCUGCUCCCUCGCCAGGCGUAUAUGAUACCGGCCCGCUCCAGCAAACGGUCUCCAGGUCCCAUACGAAAGGCCAAGUAUGUGGAGAGCCCGCGCGUUCCUGGAGACACCGCCGGCACUGCAGUCUCCUUGCUGAGGAAGGUGCCCCCCACAGCAGAGCUUUCUCCCCACGAGCCGCGAAUCGACAGUGAGCAGAGCUCCUCCUCCUCCUCCUCCACCUCCUCCUCCCCCGCCGCCCAGGAGCUGAUGACGAGGCUGGGCUUCUUACUGGGGGAAGGCAUCCCUGGGACAGGUCGCAUACCUAUGGAAGACAAGAAUGAAAAGAAGUGCGCCACAAGCAGCCAGGGAAUUAGCCCCUGCUCCACUCUGACCGGCAGCCCUGCCUCUCCCAGCACCGACAGCCCCUGCUCCACCCUCAACAGUUGUGCGAGCAGAGCGCCCCCUAGCUGCCCCAGCCCCUGCGCGGCCAUCACCAGUGCCAGCUCCACUCUCGAGAGCAAGGACAGCGGCAUCAUCGCGACGAUCACCAGCUCCUCGGAGAAUGAUGACCGCAGCGGUUCCAGCCUGGAGUGGAGCAGAGACGGCAGCUUGAGGGACGGCGCCCCCCAUGGGCCGACAGGGGCAGCGCGGAUGGAUGCGUGCUCCCCCGUGGCUGAGGAGGACCCACCGGGGGCUGGGGGUGGUCCAUCGAGGGCGGAGCCUCUGGCAGGUGUGGGCGUGGUUGCCUUCCCCACCCACACGUCCUCCAGCUCCCUCGUGAUGCCACGCCCCAAUUCAGUGGCAGCCACGAGUUCCACCAAGCUAGAGGACCUGAGCUACCUUGAUGAGCAGCGCAACACGCCCCUGCGGACGUCCAUCCGGCUGCCCUGGCACAACACCGGAGGCAGGACCCCGCAGGACCCCAAAGCCCGGCUUGUGCCCUAUAAGCCAGUGGACAUCAUGCUGAAGCCGCUGCUGUUCGAGGUGCCCAGCAUCACCACGGACUCGGUGUUCGUGGGCCGCGACUGGCUCUUCCAGAGGCUGGAGGAGGCGCUGCGGCCGGCCGAGGGGGACGAGGGCCGCGGCGCUGUGCUGGCCGCUGGUGUGGGAUUCGGCAAGACGGCAGUGGUGUCGCGCCUGGUGGCCCUCAGCUGCCACGGGGGCCGCAUGCGGCAGAUCGCCUCCAACAGCCCCGGGGCCUCACCAAGAAGUGGUGACGCAAGUGCACAGCUGCCCCUCAGCCAGCCACCCCAGCCUGCCCCUCCCACGAGUAUCACCAGCACGCUGCGGGACGGCAGCUGCCCCGGAACCCCCGAGGUCCAGAGGCGCAGGGAGGGGGUCGUGAAGCGCCUAGCCGCUAAGGUGGUGGCGUACCACUACUGCCAAGCAGACAACACAUACACCUGCCUGGUUCCUGAGUUUGUGCACAGUAUCGCCGCCCUGCUGUGCAGGGCGCACCAGCUCGCCGCCUACAGGGAGUUGAUGCUGAGGGAACCGCACCUCCAGGGCAUGCUCAGUCUGCGCUCCUGCGUCCAGGACCCUCUGGCUGCCUUCCGGAGGGGUGUGCUGGAGCCGCUGGCCAACCUUCGUAAGGAGAGGAAGAUACCUGAAGAUGACCUCCUCAUCCUCAUUGAUGGCCUGAACGAGGCGGAGUUCCAUAAACCGGAUUAUGGAGACACCAUUGCGUCGUUCAUCACCAAAAUCAUUUCCAAAUUUCCUAUCUGGCUGAAGGUCAUCGUCACCGUGAGAGUGAACCUUCUGGAUAUCACCAGCUUCUUGCCGUUUUCCCAAAUCUCCCUGGACGACUUCCCAGAAAACAAAGAUAUCAGCAGUGACCUCAACGCCUACGUCCAGCACCGCAUCAACAACAGCAAGGAGAUCGUGAACAACAUCUCGCUCAACGGCAAAGCCGACCCGGUCACGGUGGGCAAACUCAGCAGCCACCUGGUAUCGCUGAGCCACGGCUCGUACCUGUACCUGAAGCUGACCCUGGACCUGUUUGAACGCGGCCACCUGGUCAUCAAGAGCGCCAGCUACAAGGUGGUGCCCGUCUCGCUGGCCGAGCUCUACCUGCUGCAGUGCAACAUGCGCUUCAUGUCCAACUCGGCGUUCGAGCGCGCUCGGCCAAUCCUCAACGUGGCACUGGCCUCCCUGCACCCGCUCACGGAUGAGCAGCUGUUCCAGGCUAUCAAUGCGGGCGGCGUGGUUGGCGAGCUCCAGUGGGAUGACUUCUGCCAGCGCAUUGACAGCCUCUCUGGCUUUCUCGUCAAGCGGAGGGACAAGACGCGCAUGUUCUGCCACCCGUCCUUUCGUGAGUGGCUGGUGUGGCGGGCAGACGGAGAGAGCUCCGACUUCCUGUGUGACCCCAGGAGUGGACAUGCGCUGAUGGCCUUCAUGUUGUCUCGGCAAGAGGGGAAGCUGAACCGGCAGCAGACGAUGGAACUCGGCCAUCAUAUCCUUAAAGCACACAUUUUUAAGGGCCAGAGCAAGAAGACGGGCGUGUCCUCCAGCGUGCUGCAGGCCUUGUGGAUCAGCUGCAGCACCGACGGGCUUUCAGCCGCCCUGGCAUCUCUGAGGAACCUCUACACACCGAACGUGAAGGUGAGCCGUCUUCUGAUGCUCGGCGGGGCCAACGUGAACUAUCGCACUGAGGCCCUGAGCAACGCGCCCGUGCUGUGCGUGCAGUCGCACCUGGGCCACCAGGAGAUGGUCAGCCUCCUGCUGGAGUUUGGGGCAGCUGUUGACUGUGUGUCAGAGAACGGGAUGACGCCCCUUUGCUUGGCAGCGGCCGCCGGACACCUGAGCCUCGUCAACCUGCUCUGUAAAUGCGGAGGAAAGGUUGACCAUUUGGAUAAGAGCGGUCAGUGUCCCCUAGUGCACGCGGCCCUGAGGGGCUACCCCGAGAUCAUCCAGUACCUGCUGGAGCUGGAGUGGAGCCCUAAUGGCCAGCAACAGGACAGUGAAGCAAAAGGCACGGCCUUACAGCAGGCCCUCAUUGCGGCCUCCAGCAUGGGCCACACCCAGGUUGUGAGGAGCUUGCUGGCGUCGGAUGAUAAGCCCGCCGUGCAGAUUGAUGGCCAUGACACUCUCUGGGGGGAGACAGCCCUGACUGCCGCCGCUGGCCGUGGUAAGCUGGAAGUCUGCAACUUUCUCCUGGAUCAAGGGGCCUCGGUGCAGCAGGCGAAUCGCAGGGGGGUCUCGCCGCUCUUCUGUGCCGUCAGGCAGGGCCACUGGCAGAUCAUGGACGUGCUCCUGCAGCACGGCGCGGACAUCGACAUUUGUGACAAGCAGGGCCGCACGCUGCUGAUGGUGGCCGCUUGUGAGGGACAUCUCAGCACUGCAGAGUUCUUACUCUCGAAAGGUGCUGCUUUGACUUCGGUGGAUAAGGAGGGAUUAACGCCGCUGAGCUGGGCGUGCCUGAAGGGACACAAGAGCGUCGUGCAGUUUCUGGUGGAGAAAGGUGCAGUCAUAGAUCAUACGGACAAGAACGGACGUACUCCGCUGGACCUGGCCGCAUUCUACGGUGAUGCAGAUAUUGUCCAUUACCUGGUGGAGAAAGGGGCAGUGAUUGAGCAUGUGGACUACAGUGGCAUGAGGCCUCUCGACCGCGCUAUUGGCUGCCGGAACACGUCAGUAGUGGUGACCCUGCUGAAGAAGGGAGCCAAGCUGGGCUACAGAACAUCUCCUUAUGAUCGAUCAGGGAACGCCGCCUGGGCGAUGGCAACAUCCAAGCCUGACAUUCUCAUCAUCCUCCUUCAGAAGCUCAUGGAGGAAGGCAACCUGCUGUAUAAGAAAGGGAAGAUGAAGGAGGCGGCACAGAGGUACCAGUACGCCCUGCGCAAGUUCCCCAGGGAGGGGUUUGGGGAAGAUCUCAAGGCCUUCAAGGAGCUGAGGGUCUCACUGUACCUCAAUCUCUCUCGCUGUCGCAGGAAAACCAAUGACUUUGGCAUGGCGGAGGAAUUCGCGACAAAGGCUCUCGAGCUGAAACCGAAAUCCUACGAGGCCUAUUAUGCCAGAGCCAGGGCAAAAAGGAGCAGCAGGCAAUUCGCUGCCGCGCUGGCUGACCUACAUGAGGCUGCCAAGCUGUCCCCCAACAACCGCGAGAUCCGUCGUCUGCUGGCGCGCGUCGAGGAUGAGUGCCGGCAGCUGCAGCGCACGCAGCAGAAGCCGGGGCCGCCUGGCCACGACUCCGACGAUGAGGAGGGUUCUGCCGAUCGCACCCCGGAGAGGGAGCUACAAGGCCAGAGCCAACCAGGGCCAAAAGAUGGUGAUAAACAGGAGCCUUCCCAGCAGGGCUGGCAGCAGAACAGUAGCUCCCUAAAUAGGACUCUAGAUCCGGCAGCCCCCGUGGCUCAGGACUUCGGACCGGCCUCACCUCCCGGCAGGCCGGCCCACAAGUACCUCCGGGAACCUGUGACCCAGCAGGGCCUGGUGCUCCAACCUACCAAGCAAGCCCAGAUCAUCAAAACCAACCAGCACAUGAACUCCCUGCAAGCCGGGGGCAGGUCAGGGAGCAAGUCCCAUUCCCAGUACCCUUCCUCCAGCCCCCUGCCCAGCCGGCACCUCUCUGGUGUGCUCCAACCGAGUCCCGGCAUUGAUAUCAGCCCACUGUCCCCAGAUUUCUCAGGGUUCGCGGAGAGCCCGACUUCAUCCACCCACCACCACGACGGGGAGAAUUGUGGCUUCCCUAAAGCAUCCGAAAGGCUUUCUGCUCUGUCUGCAUCCUCCCUGGACGCGCUGUCGGGGAUGUCCCCAGGCCCAUCAAAAGCGAGCCAGGAAGCAGCGGCACUGGGGCCGCAGGCCGGGAAGAUGAAGGUCUCCAGUUCCACUGGCAGCCUGGCAUCCAGUAGCAGCCUUUCAGACAGCGGGAAGCCACAGGGCGCGGACGUGCGUGCCAAGACAGUCGGGGACAAGGCUCGGCAGGCCCAGAGUGGGGGGACAGAGUACAAGCCCCGUCCUUUCAUGGGGAUCACAGACAAAACAGCAAGGUUCCAGCAACAGCAGCAGCAACAGCAGCAACAGCAGCAACAGAUGCAGCACCACCACCAAGGCCGCAGCUGGCAGAGUCAGUCCUCGGAGGGCCUAGUGGGCCACGCCACAGGCCCGCAGCCCCUGAACUGUGAGCUGCCAUUCAGCAGAGUGGGGAGCGCCUACCAUGAGGCCUUCACCGGCCCAUCUCAGGGUCCCACAGGGGGCCUCCACAAUGGGACACACACCAAGGAGCUCACCGAGAGGUUCUGCUACAAGGAGCCCAAGCUGGCCGUGGGUGGGCCGCACCCUCUCUCAGACGGCAAGCCCAGAGAGAACCCUGCCAUUCAUGUUGCGGCGAUGAAACCAAAGCGAUCCUUUAUAGAGUCUAACGUUUAAGUCAUUCAUCCAAUUUUUCCUGGGAGGCUUUAGUCUGGGUUUCGUCUCCUCCCUGUUCCCAUAUACUUUAUAGUGGAUUUAAAGCUUAUAGGUCUUGUUUAUCCUGUCAUCCUAUCUGUGUCAGGUGAGUGACCAGGCCUCCCCAAGCUUCUGUUUGGAGCUGCAGGCCAUCCUGGUAUCCAGCCAAGCUGGAGACCCCUGCCAAGAUGUUGGUAAGGUGCACACAGAAGAGAGAAAUGGCAACGGCACUUUAAAUUGGGCACGGAACAGGCAUGUCAGCUGUGUUUCCUGCUGGGCUGUGGUGGUCUCAAGGAGAUGUUCCUAUUUGAACACAUGGUGCUCACUGUGAAGGACAUUUACAGCUGGGUGUUGCAAAUCCUCACACAUGUACAUAAGUUUCCCCUCAAGUGAAGGCUGUUAUUGUGAAUACCUUUGUCUAUCCCCCCCCAGUUUGCUUCAGAUGGUGUUGAAGGUUCUUAAUGUUUGUCUGUAUAUUGUAAAGUUGCCCUAAUAAUGCUUAACCAAGUUCUUUCUCUACCUGCUUGUCAGUGCUGCCUAGGUUAAUUUAUUUACAGCUUCAUCAAUUGUAAAAGCAAUAUUUUCUAUAGUUAUUUUUGCACAGCUAUUCCCACCUUUCCAAGGACAGGCUCUGCUGAGACGUGCAUGCUACAGGUGCAGUUUAUAACAAAUAAAAACAUUUAGCAGUGGGCCCGUUA